This is a messenger RNA of Poecilia latipinna (sailfin molly), 1178 nucleotides long. Its product is annotated as RNA-binding protein Musashi homolog 2-like. NCBI's taxonomy places the organism in Eukaryota, Metazoa, Chordata, Actinopteri, Cyprinodontiformes, Poeciliidae. The record is from RefSeq and is a predicted model, not a curated record. Gene Ontology annotation, biological process: regulation of translation; central nervous system development. Gene Ontology annotation, molecular function: mRNA binding. Bases 171 to 623 code for a protein of 150 amino acids. Gene Ontology annotation, cellular component: cytoplasm. The transcript has 7 exons.
GAGCGUGCUGAGAGAGGGAGGAGGGAGCAGGGGCUGAGCUGAUCCCACGUGUGACGCUUUCAUUCCCGGCUCAGUAAUAUUCUCAUAGCGGGGCUUUGCAUAUCUCCUGCCCUAUCUGUGUGUGUCUGUCACUGUUACUGUAGUCCCAGCCUCUAUAGUUUGGAAUAGAUAUGGAAGGAGACGGGAGUCAAGCCACGUCCGGAAGCCUAAAUGAUUCACAACAUGACCCGGGUAAAAUGUUUAUCGGUGGCCUCAGCUGGCAAACCUCACCAGACAGCCUUAGAGACUAUUUUAGUAAAUUCGGAGAAAUAAGAGAAUGUAUGGUGAUGAGAGACCCCACGACAAAACGUUCAAGAGGAUUUGGGUUUGUUACGUUUACAGAUGCUGCCAGUGUAGAUAAAGUCUUAGCUCAACAGCACCAUGAAUUAGACUCAAAGACGAUUGAUCCUAAGGUUGCCUUUCCCCGUCGCGCCCAGCCUAAGAUGGUCACAAGAACAAAGAAAAUAUUUGUGGGUGGCUUGUCGGCCAACACGGUAGUGGAAGAUGUGAAGCAGUAUUUUGAACAGUUCGGGAAGGCACUGUACACUUCUUGCUCACUCUCCCCCCUCCUCACCCUUUUAUAAAUCCCAGGUAUUUUCUUGACUGGAAAAGUGCAAGGUGAAGGACUUUGUUUUCGCUCUUCUCCUGCAAAAGCGAGUUCAGGACCUCGCCGCGUCCCCGGGUCUGCGGCUUCAAGCGACGGCGGGGUUAUUGUGACGACAGAACGGCGGCGAACAAAUAUUCAGCAUGACUUUGCAAUCAAUGGAUGUUAGAAGGGACUCCAAAUGAUUUUCGACUUGAUUGAAUGACAUAAUUGACUUGAUUAUACAAAGUUUUAUUCCUCCUUGAGGAAUCCUCAAACGCUUAGGAGGAAACAAACAAAUCAGACUGAUUGAGCGAGAUCUCGAGCACGUUUCACAGCCCGCUCAUGCACGCUCGGAGUGUGUUAGCCGCGCUGCUGUCACCGUGCGGGAGCGUGCCGACGAUUAACCGUAUUUACGUGGGCGCGCAAUUAGGGCUAAGCGUAUGCACGGGUGAGCGGAUUUGAGUGCUGAAAGACAAUCGGAGUAGGUUUUGAGGGCUGUGACUGACGAGAUACGGAGCAGAAAUAAAAUAUAUUUAAAAAAAAAAAAAAAAAA